This is a messenger RNA of Lycium barbarum (goji berry), 1993 nucleotides long. RefSeq lists its product as uncharacterized. Bases 274 to 1761 code for a protein of 495 amino acids. The record is from RefSeq and is a predicted model, not a curated record. Lineage: Eukaryota; Viridiplantae; Streptophyta; Magnoliopsida; Solanales; Solanaceae. The transcript has 9 exons. Gene Ontology annotation, cellular component: plasmodesma; plasma membrane.
ACAUUUCCUUCCCCGUGUCCAACUCCUCGAGGCUUCUUGCUUCAAUAUCAAUUUUUAUUACGACAUUUCCUCCUUUUGUUCUCUCUCUCAUACUCCAUGUGAAGCAUGUUUUGAACAGUUAAAAUCGUACUUUUUCCUUUCCUCCUCUCUGUCAGACCUCUCCAGUGUGUUCCAAGAUCUGCAUAACGUUUAAACAUUUCCAUUGCAGAUUUUGCACAAGAUUUUAACAUUGCCUUCGCCACUUUUCCUAGAUACCCAUCAUUACAAAUUACAAUGUUGGGUAAAGGGUCAUUGCUAUUUUCUCUUGUAACUGCUUUCUUCAUUUUCUCUUCCUUUCUCUUCUCCCUCACCCUUGCAAGAUCUGAUUCUCAUUUUCCUUCCUUCCAAACUCCACCCCUUUCAGAUGGCGGAAUUAGGAAUGAGUAUGAUGUGGUGGUGACCAAAAGGUUUCUUGCUGAAAUUCCUGAGGCCCCAUUGAACUCGUCACUUAUUUUGGCUGCUAAGAGAACGGAUAGAAAAGAUCCUCUCAAUGAUUUCAAGAGAUAUACUGGGGGCUGGAAUAUCAGUGAGCGCCAUUACUGGGCUUCUGUGGUUUCACUGCAGCUCCAUUCUUUGUCGUUGCGCUGUGUUGGAUGUAUCAUUUUGUACAUUGGCCAGGGAAAGUUUCACAGCAGUACAGUUAACACAUUGGAUUAUGUGGUCCAUCAGGCAAAUACCACAGCGGAUAGGCUCAGAAACGUCUCAGGUUAUCUAGCAGCAGCCAAAAUUAUUGCUGUGGAUCAAGUUUUGCUUCCUGGUUCAGUCCAAACAGACAUAGACCGCAUCCAAACCAAGAUUAAUUCUUCUGCUAAUACUCUCUCCAGUAAAACAGAAGACAAUAAGGAUGACAUAGCAGGCUUGGUAGAGUCCGUACGAUUGGCUCUAAUCGUUCUAUCAGCCAUUAUGCUUCUAUUGACAUUUCUUGGAUUUGUACUUUCAAUUUUCGGGAUGCAGGUUUUCGUUUACAUCUUGGUAAUUUUUGGAUGGAUUCUUGUCACUGGGACUUUAAUUUUGUGUGGCAUAUUUCUUGUUCUCCACAAUGUGACUUCAGACACUUGUGUAGCAAUGAACCAGUGGGUCCAACACCCUCUUGCUAGUACAGCUUUAGAUGAUAUAUUGCCGUGUGUGGACAAUGCCACUGCACAAGAGACCCUUACCAAAAGCAAAGAAGUCACUUCUCAGCUGGUCGGUGUUGUUAACCGGGUCAUUACAAAUGUGUCCAACAACAAUUUUUCCCCCAUCUUUGGUCCUUUGUACUACAAUCAAUCUGGACCUAAGCUGCCAACCCUUUGCAAUCCGUUUAACACAGACUUGGCUGAUAGAUCCUGUAGUCCUGGUGAAGUGGACUUGAGCAAUGCGACAAAGGUAUGGAAGACUUCUGUCUGUCAAGUUUCCCCUAGUGGCAUUUGUUCCACAACAGGCCGUCUGACUCCGACCAUCUACGGCCAGAUGGCAGCUGCUGUAAAUGUGAGCUUUGGAUUGUACCAUUAUGGUCCUUUCCUGGUUGACCUAGAAGAUUGUGAUUUCGUUAGACAAACAUUUGGAGAUAUAUAUAGAAUAUACUGUCCCGGCCUUCAGCAUUACAUCAAAUGGGUUUACAUUGGCUUGGUGAUGGUUGGUGUAGCAGUGCUGCUUUCCCUCACAUUCUGGGUCAUAUAUGGGAGAGAGAGGCGGCACCGUGUCUAUACAAAAGAGCACAUGCCCAAGCCGAUUUACGAAUAGUCUGCUUUGCUUUUUUUAAUGCUAGGUAGAGGUGUAUUGUUGUGGAUCAAAUUUUCUGUAUGUACUGAUUUGUAAUGGCUGUUCAUAGAGCUUAUGGUUAUAUUGUGUUACUAGGUUCAUUCCUUGGGGUUGAACUACAAUUGUGUAGUGUUCAGAUGAUAGGAAUUCUAUCUUGAUGUUAUUAUGCCAUUCAUGGGAAUGGUAAAUGUGUAAAAGCUUACCCGCCUCGCUA